AGCAGAAGUGAACUCGUCGAACAGCAACAAACUUUUUAAUUGAGAGUGUUUUGAAGUAAUUAAUAUUGACUUCGAUCGACAAAAAAAACUUUUUUUAAAAAAAGGUAAAAAAAAAAAGUUUUUUGGUUGUAAAAGAGAAAAAGUUUUCGACGACGCGCAACAGGAAACAAUGGGUAUCAAAAUUCUCUUUUUGUCGCUUUUUGUGUUGUUUCUCGCGGAUGCCAAACCAACAUUUGGUCAAAUUGGAAUAAUUGGCGGCGGAAUUAGUGCGUAUCCCGCGUACGGAAGAUAUCCUUAUUAUGGCGGCGGAUAUGGGAGAAGUUAUGGCGGUUAUCCGUAUGGCGGCGGUUACGGGGGAGGCUAUGGAGGAUAUCGACGCCCUUUUACGCCGCCUUUUGGAAGACCUUUUCCGAUUGCCGUGUUUGGAGGAUGAUUUUUUAAGUUAAUUUGCAUGUAAAAUUAAUUAUUGAGUGUGUGUGAUAAAUAAAAAAAAAUGUUACUUGAGUCA
Culicoides brevitarsis is the source of this 508-nucleotide messenger RNA. Its product is annotated as neuropeptide-like protein 31. Lineage: Eukaryota; Metazoa; Arthropoda; Insecta; Diptera; Ceratopogonidae. Bases 170 to 433 code for a protein of 87 amino acids. The record is from RefSeq and is a predicted model, not a curated record. The transcript has 2 exons.